This is a messenger RNA of Impatiens glandulifera, 2506 nucleotides long. RefSeq names its product ferric reduction oxidase 5-like. Gene Ontology annotation, cellular component: plasma membrane. Gene Ontology annotation, molecular function: oxidoreductase activity. The record is from RefSeq and is a predicted model, not a curated record. Lineage: Eukaryota; Viridiplantae; Streptophyta; Magnoliopsida; Ericales; Balsaminaceae. The transcript is spliced from 8 exons. Bases 225 to 2306 code for a protein of 693 amino acids.
AGUUAAAAAGGAAAAUCAAAGACUUUGAAACCCAUUUUGGAUUGAGCUUCAUGAGUACUGGAUUAUGUUUGUGAUAAUCAAUUUCAAAAAAACAAAACUCCACUUUUACUUCUUCAUUGGAAGGCCAUCCGUUCAUCAAGAAUAGUACUGAAAGCAAGCUGAGUAGAAAGCUUACUUACUUAUAAAGUGGACCAAUUUGUUAUUAGCUUCUUCAUAUCACAAUAAUGGCCAACCUCACAAAUUUAAUCUUGAUCAAGAUGAUGUUCUUCAUUGUGUUUAUUGGAUGGAUUUUUAUCUGGGUUAUUAUUCCAACCAAUACUUACAAAAAUUCAUGGAUUCCCAAUCUCACUAACAAGAUUGACUUGAUUAAUUUUUUUGGGUCUCAAGGGACAAAUCUUCUGUUUCUGAGCUUCCCUGCGAUGUUAAUGGCUGUUUUGGGUUGUGUGUAUCUACAUUUCGAGACUAAGAAGAAGAUUGCUCACGACUUGAAUGGUAUGCAGCGUCCGAAUUUCUUGAAAAAACCGGUUCACAUAUCGAGUACUUUUGGUAUUCUAACAAUGACAGAGCUUCUAUUUGUUACAAUGUUUUGUGCACUAUUGAUAUGGUCUUUUGUCAAUUAUUUGUACAUAAGCUUUGGUCACCUCUACAUAUAUCCAAAAGGAGAGAAAAUAUGGCAGGCCAAGCUUAGCAGCGUGUCGCUUAUGUUGGGAUACACUGGAAACAUCUGUUGGGCAUUUUUGUUCUUUCCAGUAACAAGAGGAUCUUCAAUCUUGCCAAUGAUUGGAUUGACGUCGGAAUCAAGCAUCAAGUACCACAUAUGGAUCGGUCACAUCUCGAACCUCCUCUUCACUCUACAUACAAUUGGUUACAUUGUCUAUUGGGGUAUAACCAAUCAAAUGUUCUGGAUGCUAGAUUGGGGCAAAACAUAUGUUUCUAUUGUAGCUGGAUGGAUAGCAAUGUUGUUUGGAUGGGCAAUAUGGAUAACAAGUUUUCCAUCCAUUAGAAGAAAGUCAUUUGAGCUCUUCUUUUAUACCCAUCAUCUCUAUCUUUUCUAUAUUGUCUUCUACAUGUUACAUGUUGGUGGAACAUAUUUGUUCAUGAUCUUGCCCGGGAUCUUCCUCUUUAUCAUCGAUCGAUAUCUCAGAUUCUUGCAAUCUCAAAAAAGAGCAAGAUUAGUAUCUGCCCGCCUCUUGCCGUGUGGUGUGGUUGAGCUCAACCUAUCCAAAUGCCUUGGUCUUCAUUAUAAUCCCACAAGCAUAAUGUUUAUCCAAGUGCCUAGCAUUUCUAAGUUACAAUGGCAUCCUUUCACUAUCAUUUCUAGUGGAAACUUGGAACCGGAUACGAUAAGUGUCACCAUUAAAAGCUUAGGAACAUGGAGUCGAAAUCUAUAUCAAGAGCUUUCUUCUUCUUCCAAGACCCAUCUAGAGGUUCAUGUAGAAGGACCAUAUGGACCUGUUUCAUCUGACUUUUUAAGGAGGGAAUCUUUAGUAAUGGUAAGUGGAGGAAGUGGUAUCGCCCCAUUCAUCUCCAUAAUUCGCGAAGUCAUACACCUAAGUACGCAACCUGGAUUGCACAUUCCGAGGAUGUACUUGAUAUGUGUUUUCAAGAACUCGAUAGAUCUCACCAUGCUCGAUCUUCUAUUGCCAACAUCAAGCGUGAUCUCCCAAGAAAUAUUUUCCAAGUUAGAGUUGAAAAUAGAGGCCUAUGUCACUAAGGACAUUGAAGAGCAGCCUAAGCCUAACCGAGAUCUUAUCCGUUCAAUAUGGUUUAAGCCAAGUCCGAAUGACUCUCUAGUUACUGCAGCACUCGGAUCUAGAAGUUGGCUCUGGCUCGGGGCAAUAAUCACGACCUCCUUCGUCAUGUUCCUACUUCUUCUUGGGACUGUGAGUCGUCGCCUUAUUUACCCGAUUGAACACAACCAACAAUAUUACAACUUCAGUGGGAAAGUCCUUUGGGAUAUGUUUUUUGCUUGUGUUGGCGUGUUUAUUGUCACUAGUGCAAUAUUUUUAUGGCAAAAGAGGGAGUUAUCGAGUACGGAAGGCAAGCAGGUUCAAAAUGACGAGUUGUAUUUUCAUGAUGGCGAGACGAAAGAGUUGGAAAGUCUCCCACGAGAGUCUCUUGUUCAAGACAUAACCGUGUAUCAUGGUACAAGGCCCAACCUUAAGAAGAUAUUAUUCGAUUGCAAAGGAUCUGAUGUCGGGGUGAUGGUGUGUGGGCCGAAGGAAAUGAGGCACGAGGUAGCGAGAAUAUGUUCUUCGGGUUUGGCAGAAAACCUUCAUUUUGAGGCCAUCAGCUUCAAUUGGUAAAAUUGAAUGCAUGGUUUGACACACAUAAUUUGAAGAUACAUAUAUAGUUUAAUUUGCUUGUGAUUUUAAAAGUAAAGUUGUUUACUUACCUUUGUUUGUUGUUAUAAUUUGGGUUCUAAACUCUUAUAAUGUUUUCUCUUUGAGAUAUUCUUUUAAUUUAUCAUUUGUUGUUGUAUGUGAUGCAAUAUAUUAUAUAUGUA